Messenger RNA from Gregarina niphandrodes, 948 nucleotides. RefSeq lists its product as hypothetical. The transcript has a single exon. NCBI's taxonomy places the organism in Eukaryota, Apicomplexa, Conoidasida, Eugregarinorida, Gregarinidae. Bases 1 to 948 code for a protein of 315 amino acids. The record is from RefSeq and is a predicted model, not a curated record.
AUGAACAGUUUGUGGUUUGCUUUCGCGUCUUGUACGUUGGUUGGUAGUGAAUCGGUGACGGCAUCGAUUGAUUGCAGUUCUGGUUCUCCGGAUGUUGUGGGGGGUGUGACUAGUGUGAGUGCGAGUGAGUGCAAAUUGUUGUGUGAAGAGAAUUGUGUGUCAGUCAGUACGAGUGAUGAGUUGGAGGACUGUUUGACUAACUCGGCGUUGAAGGGUUGUUUAUAUCGAGUUGGAAAUGCUCGGGAGCAUAGCGUUCGAUAUUGUCUGAAUGCAACGUCGGCGACAGUGAUUGUAGCUAAGUUUGCGGGUGAAGAUUUGUAUGAGGUGGGUGAUGGCUCGGAUGUUCAGGAUGUGACCGUGGCCCUUGAACUCACGGACGCGACCCUGUUCAAGUCAUGUGCUAAUAAGAACGCAAAGAUCGGACUAAGCACUGAACCGUUUGAACAAUCGGUCUGCAAUUACGGGGGUAAUCCUACCAUCAGUUCCGCUUUCAGUGUCUCGAGCAACCUCAUGCUCUUCUCCGUUAAGGAGGCCCUUAACGGACUCUGGGGCUCCAAGGAUGACGUCGUAGUUAUGAUGGAACUCGAAGACGGGGCCUGCGGCACACCUGUUAUCACUGAUGCUAAUGCAUACUUCGCUAUGUCCUACCAGUCAGGUUACAUCGACACGUCCGUUUGCUCGGAAAUACAAGACUGCUACUCAUGCAAAGCCUCAGGAUGCCACUGGUGCAGCUGGAACGGCGUAGUCAACACCGUCCUACCCGACUGGCUACCCGACUGGGACUGGGUUAACAGCGCCAAAAACGGCGUCAACGGCAAAUGUGGACUCAAUUCCGCUCUAUGCAAAAUCUCCGCUGGCUCGUACGACACGUGCGGCGCCCCCACUGCCCUCAGUACCAGUCUCCUACUCGGCACGGCCUUGGGCACGCUCUUCCUCACCACCAUUUAG